GGAGGAAGCACGGAACCUAGAGACAUGGGAGUUCCAGGAAUGUUCCACCUUCUCCUCCUGUGCUUGAGCCCAGCACUGCUGUCUGCUGUGCGGAUCAACGGGGAUGGCCAGGAGGUCCUGUACCUGGCAGAAGGUGACAAUGUGAGACUGGGCUGCCCCUACAUCCUGGACCCUGAGGACUAUGGUCCCAGUGGGCUGGACAUUGAGUGGAUGCAGGUCAAUUCAGACCCUUCACAUCGGGAGAAUGUGUUCCUUACUUACCAGGACAAGAGAAUCAACCAUGGCAACCUCCCCCAGUUACAGCAGAGGGUCCGCUUUGCAGCCUCAGACCCCAGCCAGUAUGAUGCCUCCAUCAACCUCAUGAACCUGCAGGUAUCAGACACAGCCACUUAUGAGUGCCGGGUGAAGAAGACCACCAUGGCCACCCGGAAGGUCAUUGUUACCGUCCAAGCUCGGCCUGCCGUGCCCAUGUGCUGGUCUGAGGGCCACAUGGCACAUGGCAACGAUUUGGUGCUAAAGUGCUUUGCCAAUGGGGGCACCCCGCCUCUCUCCUAUAAGUGGGCCAAGAUCAGUGGGCACACCCACCCCUACCGUGCAGGAUCCUAUCAUUCCCAGCACAGUUUCCACUCUGAGCUGUCCUAUCAGGAGUCCUUCCACAGCUCCAUAAAUCAAGGUCUGCUGAACAACGGAGAUCUGGUGUUGAAGGACAUCUCCCAUGAGAACGAUGGGCUGUAUCAGUGCACGGUGGCCAACCAUGUGGGCUACAGUGUGUGUGUGGUGGAGGUGAAGGUCUCAGACACCCGGCGUGUAGGCAUGAUCAUCGGGGCAGUGCUGGGCUGUUUGCUCGCGCUGGGCUGCCUGCUGGUGGGCAUCUGGGGGCUCGUCUGCUGCUGCUGCGGGGCUGGCGGCUCCCGCGGCGCCUUCGGCUACAGCAACGGCGGCGGCGGGGUCGGCGGAGGGGCCUGCGGAGACUUGGCUAAUGAGAUCAGAGAGGACGCCGUGGCGCCCGGGUGCAAGGCCAGUGGGCGCGGCAGCCGCGUCACCCAGCUGCUGGGGUACCCGACGCAGACCGUCAGCCGCUCCCUGCGCCGCAAGUAUGCGCCCCCGCUCAGCGGCGGCCCCGAGGACGUGCCCCUGGCGCCCCGCACCGCCGCCGCCUGCGAAGCAGGCCCCUCCCCGGUCUACGUCAAGGUCUCCAGCGCCGAGCCCGACUGCGCGCAGGGCUCGCGGCCGGGCAAGGACGGUCUGCUGGUGUGA
Molossus molossus (Pallas's mastiff bat) is the source of this 1257-nucleotide messenger RNA. It is a transcript of the gene VSIG8, whose product is annotated as V-set and immunoglobulin domain containing 8. NCBI's taxonomy places the organism in Eukaryota, Metazoa, Chordata, Mammalia, Chiroptera, Molossidae. Bases 25 to 1257 code for a protein of 410 amino acids. Gene Ontology annotation, cellular component: intracellular anatomical structure. The transcript has 7 exons. The record is from RefSeq and is a predicted model, not a curated record.